This is a messenger RNA of Mesoplodon densirostris (Blainville's beaked whale), 729 nucleotides long. Its product is annotated as formiminotransferase N-terminal subdomain-containing protein-like. The record is from RefSeq and is a predicted model, not a curated record. Gene Ontology annotation, molecular function: transferase activity; folic acid binding. NCBI's taxonomy places the organism in Eukaryota, Metazoa, Chordata, Mammalia, Artiodactyla, Ziphiidae.
AUGAGUGGGUCCCCCCAAAACGCGGAGCUGCCGGCGUGGUCGCAGGCUGGAGGCGGGCCCGGGGCAGCACCGCCGCCGGCCGCCCCUCGCUCCGGGACCCGCCGCCCGCGGACGCUGAUCCCCCUGCUGGAGUCUCCCGGGGCCCUCAGCGAGUCCCUCUGGUUACCCUUCGGCCCACGUGGGUCUGGGCCACUCCACACCAGAACCUGGACGGGACCGCGCAGGGGGUCCCAGCGCCGGUGUCUGCCCAGACCUCGCACUACGACCUCCUCAGAGAGCCUCUGCCGCCCUAAAAGUGCCAACGGUGGUGCGUGCGCAGGACACAGACUGGGGCUCCGUUUGGCUGCCUGUUUAUGAAACAUUUCAGAAGCCAGAAGAAAAUACAUUGUUGAGAACGCAGCGAAAGCAGCUUUUCUUGAAAAAAAUGGACAGAAACAUCCUGAGGUAUCAGUGCUCAAUAUAUAUUCUGAUCAAGAGUGCAACAGAUCAGUCAUUACAAUAGCAGCUUCUCUUGCUGAGUUAGGCCUUGCUGAGAAUCUGGUCCAAAGUGUUCCUGGCUGCAGUGUGUUUCUCUUUGGUGAGGCUGACCUGCCUGAGAAGCGCACUCUUGUCCAGAGAAAGAAGCAACUGGGCUGGUUCACAAGGAGGGAUUUCAGUGUUCUUAAACCUGACCUGGGAGCUGCACCUGCCCGAAGAUGUGGUUUAACAGCUUGCUUCAGGGCGUUGUGA